Molecule: messenger RNA, 2529 nt
Organism: Bactrocera neohumeralis
Lineage: Eukaryota; Metazoa; Arthropoda; Insecta; Diptera; Tephritidae
Gene: Ir60a
Exons: 5
Coding region: 1-2529 (842 amino acids)
Source: RefSeq, a predicted model, not a curated record
AUGAAUGUUAUGACACCAACACCAUUAGCUGAGGCGGCCAUUAAACUGGCAACAGCAACAAUUUCAAUGUUGCUGCCGGACGCCACUUGUCAUUUUGGCGGUCAUCACCACCACCAAGUGGCUGUGGCGAAUGAGUCAUUCCCGACAUUGCCACACUCACUAACGGCCCUUCAACAAGCGCCUAAAGUCAACAAUGUCACAUGCAAAUUUCGCAUACAUGCAACAGUUGCAUGCCACAAUGCAAUGUUGCAAUUCGCGAUGAGAACAGCGCAAACCGUGGGAAUGCUUGAGAGCGUCGCAUUUGUGAUAUUACAAGUACUCAGCGCUGGGCCUUGUCAAGCGCUCAUGAACGAGCACCAGGAGACAGCUAAUAGUGUAAUAUUUCUACGUCCACAAGCCGAAUUGGAUGAGAAACCAUGGCUUUCGGGUGUACAGUGCCUAGAAGCAUACACGAAGAUUACUUUUAUAAGUCGAGCGCAUCUAACGCGUGCCUAUAACGUGCUCAUAACGAACAGCUACAACAUAUCUUCGCCAGGCUUGGAGAUACAGGACGGCAUCACGAAACUAUUGAAUGAGGUUAUUAGCCAAAGUAAUGAACGGGGUCGCCGUUUCUACCAGCUGCGCACUGUAUACAACAACAAUAAAUACGUGAAAUUGAAAAUCAGCGACAGCGCCGUCAUCUCCACUGAUUACUACAUCAUUAUUGUGGACAGCGCGGACUUACUGCGGCAGCUCAUGAGAGAUUACAUUAGUAGAAUGAACUCAUGGAAUCCGGGCGCACGUUUCCUUUUACUGUACAAUAAUUCAACACGACGAGACAGCGAGCACGCGGUGGCAAUGGAACUAUUCACACUUUUACAAAAACAAUAUUAUGUGCAUCAAAUCGCACUGCUCUAUGCUACAGCCGAUCUCGACUACUCGUUUUUGGUAAUGGACUAUUACAACCAUGAGAACUGUCGCACGAUUCGUGUGUCCAAAAUAGGCGAAUGCACGAAUGGGCAGCCACAACCGAGCACGGCUGAGGUAAAGAGAAAGUUACGCAAGUUCGAGCGAGACAUCGAGAUAAAAAACUGUACGUUUCUAAUGUGUGCGGCCAUUGCAGCGCCGUUUGUGGAAAAGAACUGUCACGCGGGCAUCGAGUUGCGUAUUAUAACCUUCAUGCGCAAUCGUCUUAAAUUCAAAAUCAAGCAAUCAUGCAAGCGUGAUAACCGCGGAGUACGCGAGGAAAAUGGCACAUGGACUGGCCUACUUGGCAAGUUGAUCGACCGUAACUGCGAUUUCAUACUGGGCGGCUUCUAUCCAGACAACGAAGUUAAUGAAGACUUUUGGGCUUCCACCUGUUACCUCUCCGAUAGUUACACUUGGUACGUAAAGCUAGCUGAUCCAAGACCAGCAUGGAUAGCACUCUAUCAAAUUUUCCAAGACGAAACAUGGAUGUGUUUCUUGGCAUUGCUCUUACUAACUUGGCUAUUUUGGUAUUUCUUCGUUAACGUAUUACCGGAACCGUCAGAUCACAAAGACUUGUCGUUAGCUGGUAUAAAUGCCAUGGCGGUCUCCAUCUGUGUGUCGGUUGAAGAGCGUCCUGAGUGUUACGCUUCACGUAUUUUCUUUCUCGCCUUGACCUUUUAUGGUAUGAACGUUGUUGCGGUCUACACAUCCCAGCUGAUUUCUGUGUUCACCGAUCCUGGCUUCCUGCAUCAAAUAGACACUCUCAAAGAAGUAAUCGAAGCUGAUAUACCGUUUGGCGGGCCGGAUGAGAACCAGGACUGGUUUGAAAAUGAUGAGGAUAUGUGGAUCUUCGAAAAAUACAACGAUUCCAGUUUAUUCAUACCAAAUUCAGCCAAUCUUCGUGCUGUAAAAAAUGGCAAGCGUGUGCUAUUAGCAAGCCGCAUGUAUGUAUUGCAAGACAGGCUGGCCGAUCAGAUUUUCGCAUUCCCACAAAAUGUUUUCUCAACACCACUACAAAUCAUAACAAAGGCCGGCUUUCCGCUGAUACCGGAUUUUAAUUGGCUGAUUGGCGCUAUGCGAGAUCACGGCAUAUUCCAGAAGAUUGAGCAAGACUUUCACUACAACAACACGUACCUGAAUAGAAUAUCGCGCAUGCGACCGGAUUUUAAAAAGUCCACGAUUGUUCUCACCACCGAUCAUCUGAAAGGACCCUUCGCCAUAUUAAUUAUAGGUAUUGUGGCUGGCAUAAUUUUAUUUAUAUGUGAACUCGUUUAUUACUGGAUAGCAGCAACUUGUUUGAAUAAGAAUACUACUACGAUGCAGUCCAAGAAAGCGCCCAGAGGUAAGGGCUCCAAGCGUACAAAGAAGUCUUCGAAAACUAAAACUAAAUCUGCGCGUACUUGGUGGCCACUGAAGAAACGCUUUAGGAAGGCAAAGAAAAAUAGCGUAAGACAGCAAGGAAAGAUAAAAUCCAAUAAUAAUCGACAAAUUGGUCAGCAAAUUUACGAAGUGAAUGCUGUAAGGGAUAUACGAUUUACUCCCAUCAAACGGAGAUAUGUCGACUUGCGUGUCUUUUACUAA